AUAAUGACUAGUGUCAACUCAUCAAUUGCAGCCUCUCUCAUUCGCCAAACUUUCAUCUGAAAAGAAAAAACAAAAUUCAAGAAGUCAUACAAACUUAACUGGUAAUAAUUACCAAGUUCAAAAAUCACACAAUGCUUUUCUAUAUUUUGGUAUCUGUGCUUUCUUUUGCACGAAGCCAUGACACACUAGCUGGUAUAACAAGGGAUGAUUUUGAGUUCAACUUUGCGAACUUUAUCAAGCACGAGAGUUCGUACCUCAAUGUAACAACCCUAGUCAGUCACUUCGUGGAAGGAGAAGAACAUUGUGUGAAAAAAUGCAAAGACAACAAUGCGUGUUUAUCCAUCAACAUGGCGGCUCAGCCGAACUCUAAUGCUUUGCACUGGUGUGGUCUUCUUUCCACCGAUAAAUACAACGAGUCGAUGAAGUUCAUCAGCGGCAACGAGACCUCGAUCCACUACAGCAUACAGAGCCCGUGUGCUGGCGGGGCGUGUCUCCAUGGAGGGACGUGUUACCCAUCAUACCGAGACGGAGACUUCAGAUGCGCUUGCCCUCCGCUAUACGCCGGCAAGGCCUGCCAGAAAUCCUGCUCAGCGCCUCUUGGCAUGGAGGACGGGCGAAUUCCUGACAGCCUGCUACAAGCAUCAUCCAUCUGGGAAAACAGGAAUGACCACUCCCCAGCUUACGGGAGACUGAACAUGGUACAUGAUCCAUUUUCAAACAAUUUCGGAGCCUGGUCCGCUUACUCAAAUCAAGUAGGGCAAUAUCUUCAGAUAGGUCUAGGGACACUGAACAUAAUCACUGGGGUUGGGACCCAGGGUCGGGUGCCUAGUAAUCAGUGGAUCACGAGAUAUACGAUCCAGUACCUACCAGAGGGGAGUGAUGUGUGGAAUAGCUACCUGGAGAACGACGUUGUUAAGCAAUUCCAGGGUAACAGUGACGGUAGUACGGUCGUCAUUAACACUCUCGACCCAUACAUCAAGACGACAACCGUGAGAAUCGUAGCUCAGGCGUGGCAUAAUUACGUGUCACUCAGAGCAGAACUCUACGGCUGCACACCUCCUUAACAGGCAACUCAGUGGGGCGGAUCCAGAUUACCCCCUCCCCAAGUUUGUUUAGUAGCUAGGAAGAUCAGAUUUGCCGCACAGGUACAUUCCUUGGCUGUUUUCAGUUUUAAGCUUUAAACCCAAAUUCCACGAAAAAAUGUUAUUCACGUGUAUUUCAGUAUUUAUAUUGUUGCUUGCUCUUAGAGACAUCCAGAAAUCUGGAUAAGCCUGUGGCUAGACAGAAACGUGUCUGAAGGACAUAAGUCAGAGAAGAGCAUAAAUAUUAUGGUAUGUUUUGGUACCCCCUGCACUAUUAGUUUACCCCUCCCUUUCGAGAAAUCCAGGAUCCGCCUCUUCAGCUAUAGCAAAUGGUACCUUGCUGCUGCAGGAAAAAGCACUUACGCACUACAAUCAGCACAGUAGGACUGUAUUAAUGAGGACACCGUUUCCUACCCACAAAGCUGUUCUCUUUAACGGGGUGCUCUUUAAACGUGUUUCAAUUCUAGAAAAUGUAUAGAGAUGUCUCCUGUCAUCGGUGAAAACUGCCCAUGUUAACAAGGUGUCGAAAUGUAUAGAUGUAUGCCUUCGGGGCAAAACUCUCUUUGAUAAAAAGUCUUGUCAAAACAUAUGAAGAUAUCUUUCAUUGGAAGAAAAGUGUCCUUCCUAACAAGGUUUCCUAAAUCUGCAGUGCAGGUAGACUUCAGUGUAGAUUUUGCUCACCAAUAAAGUAUAGUUUUACGCAAAAGCGAAGGGGUUUCCUAAACCUCCAUGAUCCAUAAUAUUGCGAGAAAUUUGGUCCGUGAUUCAUGAUUGCUACCUAUUUCAUCCUCCUGUCUAUUGGCUAAAAUAAAGUACAGUCCUUACCCGCUA
Molecule: messenger RNA, 1913 nt
Organism: Nematostella vectensis (starlet sea anemone)
Lineage: Eukaryota; Metazoa; Cnidaria; Anthozoa; Actiniaria; Edwardsiidae
Product: EGF-like repeat and discoidin I-like domain-containing protein 3
Exons: 4
Coding region: 132-1064 (310 amino acids)
Source: RefSeq, a predicted model, not a curated record